Molecule: messenger RNA, 259 nt
Organism: Racocetra persica
Lineage: Eukaryota; Fungi; Glomeromycota; Glomeromycetes; Diversisporales; Gigasporaceae
Source: the annotation of a GenBank genome assembly
UUUAUGGAAUACCUGAUGCCUAUGAAUAUAUUGAUAGAAAUCAACCCCUUCAUUUAGUAAUCAAUAUUGACGCGAGGCAAAAACCUGAUUCUUCUAAUCUUAAACUUCCUUCUCUAGAUAAUGAAAAAAUUAAUCAUGAGGAUUUGAUAUCUCGAAUUUUAGUCACUUGUGCAGAUGCAUUGAGUUUUAUACCGGGAUACAUGCCUUUCUUAAAUUCUUUUGCAUUAGCAAGUUCAUUGAAUACUAAUAAAUUCAGCUG